UCUUUAACGCUAUCUAUCUCAAUGUACAAUUCAGAGAGAAAAAGGGGGCAAAAAUAAUUCAGAGUAAUACUGCAAAGAAACGAUUCUCACCUCCCCGACCGGUUCUUCGGAGCUACCUCGGCCUGUCGGCGCUAAAAAGAACUGUCUCGCCGUCGGACCUGUGAUUGAAAACACCGCGGUAUGUUCAUGUGUCAUGCACAUGUAACCAUAAUCUACCAUACGGAUUCAAAGGGAAUACAAAAAGCUGAGAGACUUGACAGCGGGCUGUACCUGCGCCAAACGGAAAAAUAACGGAGGAUUUUCCACGAAUAUCACCUGGAUAUCGCGUUAUAGUCAAGGACAUCCAGCUGGCGAAAAAACGCCUUUGCUCGGCCGGAGAAGCUUUUCCGAUGUGAGGAUAGAUACAAAUUACGGAGAGAAAAAGGACAGAGAAGGGGCCUUUUUCUUGGGUCUGGUCAAACCCUCCAAAAAAAGCAAGCACCAGCAUCUGUUGACGGGGGACGGGGAAUCGUUUUGACAUCGGCUAAAAGCAGGAUAUUAUCGAUAGGGUUGCUAACAUCUGCGACGCCAACAAGCCUGCUGAGAAAAACGCGUAUAAUGUGACGGAUUUGUGAUAGAGAAAGAAGCCCCGGUGUAGCCUGAUGAUUCACAUGCCGUCAUUUUAAGAGGAAAUAUUUAUUUUUUAUUUUUAUUUCUCCUUCCCACCCGCCCUCUAAUGUGCUUUUGGCUAGGUGGAGAACGGAUUCCAAACACCUCUUAAAAAUAAUAACCCGAAAUUUAUAUUUAAAAGGUUUGGGGCAGAAAAGCAGAGGAGGGGGUUGUCGAGAAAAAAAAAUAGGGCUUUGGUUUGUGAGUGGAAAUGAAUUGAAUGGCAGUGGGAGACAUCUGCCGAAGAUGGGCUUCGGAGGAGACAUUUGCUGAGAAAUUUUAACAUCAAAGCGUGAUUUUUUUUUUCUUUUUGUUUGUUUGGGUGCGUGCGUGUGUGUGUGUGUGUGUGUGUGUGUGUGUGUGUGUGUUUUUCAAGAAACACCAGCGUUUGAAUUGGAACCACCUUUAAGGAAACUGGACCACCGACAUUCAUUCCUGUGCAGCGAGAAGCUGGAAAUUUCACAUCCACUCUCAUAUCAAUGUUGAUGACUUCAUUGCGGAUUUACAGUGAAAAACACAGGAAUCAAGCGUCUGAGAGGGCGGCAUCGUUGCUCUGCUCCUUUUUCCUCACUGAACUCUUGCUGAUAAUUUGCCAGUAAUUACCCACAUCCAUCCCCUUCUAUAUUGUGCCAAAGCCUGGUGGAGGCCAGCGACUACCAGACAUCUGCUUCAUCUGCAUCUGGCCACAUAAAUGUCACCCAUUUUGAGCCAGGUGUUCCUCUGUUGGGCCAGUCUAGGAAUUUAGGAUUGAUUGUUCUUUAUUUAUUAUUUUUUAUUUCCCUCCCUCCCUCUUCUUGAUCAACAACCCUCCUCCAUCCUUUCCUCCCUUUCCUUACAUCCACCCACCAACCACCCUGCCUCCCCCCUGAACCUAUCACUGGGUUUUUGGGAAGAUGGGCUGUUUGGGCAAUAGUAAGACUGAAGACCAACGAAAUGAGGAGAAGGCACAGAGGGAAGCCAACAAAAAGAUAGAGAAGCAGCUCCAAAAAGACAAACAGAUAUACCGGGCGACUCACCGGCUACUACUAUUAGGGGCCGGUGAAUCUGGGAAAAGUACAAUAGUCAAACAGAUGCGAAUAUUGCACGUUAAUGGCUUCAACGCAGAGGAGAAAAAACAGAAAAUUCAUGAUAUUAAAAACAACAUUAAAGAAGCUAUAGAGACGAUUGUGGCUGCCAUGACUACACUCACACCUCCUUGCCAGUUAGCUUGUCCUGCAAACCAAUCCCGGAUCGAUUAUGUCCUGAACCAAGCAAACCAGAAGGAUUUUGAGUUUCCUUCGGAGUUUUAUGACCAUGCAAGGAUCCUCUGGCAGGACGAUGGUGUGCGGGCAUGCUGGGAAAGGUCCAACGAAUAUCAACUCAUCGACUGUGCACAGUACUUCUUAGACAGGAUUGACGUGGUGAGGCAGAACGACUACACACCCACCGAUCAGGACCUGCUGCGAUGCAGAGUACUGACAUCUGGGAUCUUCGAGACAAGAUUUCAAAUAGACAAAGUCAAUUUCCAUAUGUUCGAUGUUGGAGGUCAGAGGGAUGAACGACGAAAAUGGAUCCAGUGUUUUAAUGAUGUGACAGCGAUCAUCUUUGUGGUGGCGAGUAGCAGCUACAACAUGGUGAUCAGAGAAGACAAUCAGACUAACAGACUACAGGAAGCCCUCAAUCUUUUCAAGAACAUUUGGAACAACAGGUGGCUACGGACCAUUUCAGUAAUCCUCUUCCUGAACAAACAGGACCUGCUCGCUGAGAAGGUUUUGGCAGGGAAAUCUAAAAUCGAGGAGUAUUUCACAGAGUUUGCACGCUACACUACACCUGAUGAUGCAAUACCUGAACCAGGAGAAGAUCCCCGUGUUACCAGGGCGAAGUACUUCAUACGGGAUGAGUUUUUGAGGAUCAGCACAGCCAGCGGGGACGGACGGCAUUACUGUUACCCUCACUUCACCUGCGCCGUCGACACAGAAAACAUCCGCCGCGUCUUCAAUGACUGUCGUGACAUCAUACAGAGGAUGCACCUACGGCAGUACGAGCUCUUGUGAUGGACCGCAGCGCCCCGGUCUACUUAUCUACCUACGAACCUACCUAGCUACUCCUCCCUCCCUCCCCCAUGACCAGUUAGCCAAUCACACCCCCCCCCCCCCCCUUCCCCCAACUUCACCUAACCGAGCGAGCGACUGACCGCCUGGCCUCCCCUCCACCCUGAUGCAAUUCCUCGAAAAACAGAACGGUGGAAAGAGUCUUUUUUUUUUUUUUUUUUUUUUUUAAAUAAAAAAAAAGAAAAAAGAAGAAGAAACAACGUCAUGGAUACACACCGACAACAGUUUCAUCAACUAUUAACCUGGACUGACUGCUGUACUCAGCUACACUUUGACCCAGGAAAGAGGGUCGAGACUGGAAUCCCUCAGUGUAGGCGAUCUCUCCUUUUAGCUCUCUCUCAGAUAUAUGUACACAUACACACUUGCAGGUACACACACACUACAGAAUAAGAAAUUCAGACCCUUAAAUAGGUUUUAAUAUCUCACACACACACAUAUACACACACCCUUGUCAAACCAAGUCCUCCUGCUUUUCACAGUUGGCAGAGGCUGAAUUAAAUAAUGUGUUCUGAGAGAGAGGAGUUUAUUCACCGCGUGCUGAAGACGAAGGAAGGAAGGAAAGAAGUGAAGAUGGACACAGAGGGUGGCAAACUGAUACAGAAGAGGCCUGUAAGCCUUUCUUUUGUGCCCAGGGACAGACGGACUAAUUGACUAAUGGCUGCCUGUGGAUGUGAGCGUGACUCGAACAUAAGACCACAUGGUUCACGUGACCUGCUCUUCAAGAAACCAAUCGAGGAGGGAUGGCAGAAAGCAAGCAAACAAAAAAAGAAUUAAUAAAAAAAAACAAAAAAAACAAGAAAAAUAUCAUACAAUGCAUAAAUUCAUGCAUACCAGUGAACUUCAUGCAGUGCAAAAAAUCCAAGCUAUAUAUAUAGAUAUUUAUAUAUAUAUGUGUGUAUAUAAAUAUGUAUAUAUAUAAAUAUAAAUAUUAUAUAUUCCUGUAAUAACACAAUUCAACUUUUAAGUUUUUGUUAGUUUUUACCCCAUGUUGUGUGUUGGUGUACACUGUGUGUGUGAUCUGCCUUUGUGCACCAUUUAACCUCUUCCCCAACACAUACACACACACACAUAUACACACACACAAACAUACAUUCUCACCCCUCUUGCCCCCGCUGCUAUUUGGCAACUAUUUAGCAUAUGGAAAAUAAAGGAGAGGUUUUAUUUAAUAAGGAAAAAAAAAUGCAAAAAGGAAAGCAUGAAGUUAAAGAAAUGACUGGAUGCAACAUUUUUACCUGGGAGCACACACACACACACACACACACACACGCACACACACACACACACACACAGCUCCAGCCCUCAUCAGACCCCCUUCUCGUCCACACGACAACCUCCCCUCACCCUCCCCGCCUUACCUUUCGUCUUGUUCUCUCACCCCCCUCCCCAUACCUGCUUCCCACCCCACCUGGCUUUAAGUACGUCUGUCUUUAUUUUACUGCUGGACUAUUAUUCUUGUACAGACUGUAAAAUGUAUUAUUUUGUACAACUUUAUUGAAGAAAAAAAAAUAACUUGUAGAAGAUCCCUGUGCCUUGAUCACGACUGUACGUGUAAAAAUGAGCUAACAUGUAAGUUAUGUUUCACUGCGCUGUACAGCUGGACGGGUCUGUCGCACCUCGUCCGAGCUAGCUCACCCCUCCGCUGGGAGGUGGGGGAGGGGACGGGCAUCGGAUCGGGGCGGAGGCCUUUCGUCUGUUGCUUAGUUUUCCAUUUACUUUUUUUUGUUUGUUUGUUUGUUUCCCCACAUUUGUUUGUUUGUUGAUUCAUUUGUUUUGCUUUGACUCUCCUCUGGUUUAUAUAAUAGGAUUUGAAAAAAAAAAAAAUGAAGGAAAAAAAAAGAUAAUCAGACACACCACCCUAAUGCUGUGUAGUGAAGAUACUGAACCGUAACACAAUUUAAUAUAUAUAUAAAAUAUAUUUCAGAUUUUAUAUUUUAUAUAUAUGUACUGUACACUUAUAUCUGUCUCCCUUGUGAGCUGUGGCCUGGGUUUCCUUUGCUUUCUGUCAGUAACAUCUGAAAACAUUUUACAGAAGGUGGCAAUUCUGGGUGCAAUGGGGUGGGUAUUAAUUUCUUUUUUCUUUUUUUUUUAAAAUUUUAGCUUUAACUCUUGAAGGAGAGGGAAAUAUCCAAUUGCAAAACAUUGCUUGUUUCUACAUAAACCAAAUUCUUUUUGCUUAAACAAGAGGAAACAGUUGUAUUAGUGUUUGGUUCAUUCCUCGGCCCAGGAUAUUAGAUCCUCACAUCUAGUCCACGUCACAUAAACUGUCCGUUUAUCAGGUACGCUUAAUUUAAAUUAAAGUCAUCUAACACAACAGUUCUGGAAUAAACCUGAUCUCCAUGAAGGUUAGAAUGUUCACUGAUUAAGUUUACUAUUUUAAUAUCCAUUAAUGUUACAGAAUUUACAAAGAAAACUGAAAAACACAGGUACAUACUACUACAAACAUACGUGUCACAUGUGUAUUAUACAUAUAUAGAUAAUGCCUUUUCAUCAGCAACGCAAACUACAUCCACAAAAAUGACUGAAAAGUUGAAUCAACAACUAAACAUUAUAAUCUUCAUGAAGAUAAGAUUUAUUACAAGGCCGGUGGUUAGACUGUAUCAGUUUUAGUAAGGUGUACCUAAUAAACUGGAAAUUAAAUGUAAACUAUAAUCUGUGUUUCUGACACCCAUCACUUGGGUUUUCUCCAGAGACUUUUGCCACAACAACUGCAUGACAAGAGGCAGCCUGAGUUUUCACCACAUGCUGAUGAUCCUCCUGCUGCCUAAACAGAGUUCAGUUUUAUUCAUUUGAUUCAAAUUUGGUCUUCAUCUUUGCUAUGAACGUGACAUUGGGGUUUUACUUCACAAGUCUGAGUUGUUUAGGAUCACACGCUCUGAAGUUAGCAGUUUUUCUGCUUGGAAAGUCAAAACUGAGAAGUGAUUUGAGUUCAUGACAACUGACACAACCAAAGUGCGAUGUACAACACACUCACAGGCCUCCCUGGAACAUGUCACCAUUGUUGUUUUCAAGUGUUUUAUUAUUUGACUUGUUUUCUUAACAAAUCCAAAUCCCUGGGUUCAUUCCUGUGGCUCAAUCCUGUAGAUCUGCAGCAAUGACAAUGUGAGAAAAAAAGAA
Messenger RNA from Stegastes partitus (bicolor damselfish), 5852 nucleotides. RefSeq names its product guanine nucleotide-binding protein G(s) subunit alpha-like. Gene Ontology annotation, biological process: sensory perception of chemical stimulus; adenylate cyclase-activating dopamine receptor signaling pathway. The record is from RefSeq and is a predicted model, not a curated record. NCBI's taxonomy places the organism in Eukaryota, Metazoa, Chordata, Actinopteri, Pomacentridae. Gene Ontology annotation, cellular component: cytoplasm; heterotrimeric G-protein complex. The transcript has 12 exons. Gene Ontology annotation, molecular function: insulin-like growth factor receptor binding; GTPase activity; mu-type opioid receptor binding. Bases 1542 to 2681 code for a protein of 379 amino acids.